AUGUCGGACUACAGCACGGGAGGACCCCCGCCCGGGCCGCCGCCGCCCGCAGGCGGGGGCGGGGGGUCCGGGGGAGCCGGUGGCGCCGGGGGAGGCCCUCCACCGGGCCCGCCGGGCGCGGGGGACCGCGGCGGCGGCGGUGGCCCAGGCGGCGGCGGCCCGGGCGGGGGGUCGGCUGGUGGUCCCUCUCAGCCCCCUGGCGGGGGCGGCCCUGGGAUCCGCAAGGACGCCUUCGCCGACGCCGUGCAGCGGGCCCGCCAGAUUGCAGCCAAAAUUGGAGGCGACGCUGCUACAACAGUGAAUAACAGCACUCCUGAUUUUGGUUUUGGGGGCCAAAAGCGGCAAUUGGAAGAUGGAGACCAACCGGAGAGCAAGAAACUGGCUUCUCAGGGAGACUCCAUCAGUUCUCAACUUGGACCCAUCCAUCCUCCUCCCAGGACUUCAAUGACAGAGGAGUACAGGGUCCCAGACGGCAUGGUGGGACUAAUCAUUGGCAGAGGAGGCGAGCAGAUUAACAAAAUUCAGCAGGAUUCGGGCUGCAAAGUCCAGAUCUCGCCAGACAGUGGUGGCCUCCCUGAGCGCAGUGUGUCCUUAACAGGAGCCCCAGAGUCUGUCCAGAAAGCAAAGAUGAUGCUGGAUGACAUCGUCUCUCGGGGUCGUGGGGGCCCCCCAGGACAGUUCCAUGACAACGCCAAUGGGGGCCAGAACGGCACGGUGCAGGAGAUCAUGAUCCCUGCAGGAAAGGCCGGCCUGGUCAUCGGCAAGGGUGGGGAGACCAUUAAGCAGCUGCAGGAACGAGCUGGAGUGAAGAUGAUUUUAAUUCAAGAUGGUUCCCAGAACACAAACGUGGACAAACCUCUUCGGAUCAUUGGGGAUCCUUAUAAAGUGCAGCAAGCUUGCGAGAUGGUGAUGGACAUCCUCCGAGAGCGUGACCAGGGCGGAUUUGGGGACCGGAAUGAGUAUGGGUCCCGGAUUGGUGGGGGCAUUGAUGUGCCAGUGCCCAGGCAUUCUGUUGGCGUGGUCAUCGGCCGGAGCGGAGAGAUGAUCAAAAAGAUCCAGAAUGAUGCUGGUGUACGGAUCCAGUUUAAACAAGAUGAUGGGACAGGUCCUGAGAAGAUAGCUCACAUAAUGGGGCCCCCAGACCGAUGCGAGCACGCAGCCCGGAUUAUCAAUGACCUCCUCCAGAGCCUCCGGAGUGGUCCCCCAGGCCCACCAGGGGGUCCUGGCAUGCCCCCUGGGGGCAGGGGCCGAGGAAGGGGCCAAGGCAGCUGGGGCCCUCCUGGCGGGGAGAUGACCUUCUCCAUCCCCACUCACAAGUGCGGGCUGGUCAUCGGACGGGGUGGUGAGAAUGUGAAAGCCAUAAACCAGCAGACGGGCGCCUUUGUAGAGAUCUCCCGGCAGCUGCCGCCCAAUGGAGACCCCAACUUCAAACUGUUCAUCAUCCGGGGCUCACCCCAGCAGAUUGACCAUGCCAAACAGCUCAUUGAGGAGAAGAUUGAGGGUCCCCUCUGCCCAGUCGGACCAGGCCCGGGGGGACCAGGCCCUGCUGGACCCAUGGGGCCCUUCAAUCCCGGGCCCUUCAAUCAGGGGCCACCGGGAGCUCCCCCUCAUGCUGGGGGCCCCCCUCCUCACCAGUACCCACCCCAGGGCUGGGGUAAUACCUACCCCCAGUGGCAACCACCUGCUCCUCAUGACCCGAGUAAAGCUGCCGCGGCCGCCGCAGACCCCAAUGCAGCCUGGGCCGCCUACUAUUCACACUACUACCAGCAGCCCCCAGGCCCCGUGCCUGGCCCCGCACCGGCCCCCGCAGCCCCACCCUCGCAGGGCGAGCCCCCGCAGCCCCCACCCGCCGGCCAGUCAGACUAUACUAAGGCCUGGGAAGAGUAUUACAAAAAGAUCGGCCAGCAGCCCCAGCAGCCUGGAGCUCCCCCGCAGCAGGACUACACGAAAGCCUGGGAGGAGUACUACAAGAAGCAGGCUCAAGUGGCCACGGGUGGGGGUCCAGGAGCACCCCCAGGCUCCCAGCCAGACUACAGCGCCGCUUGGGCUGAAUAUUACAGACAGCAAGCCGCUUACUACGGACAGACUCCAGGUCCUGGCGGCCCCCAGCCUCCACCCACACAGCAGGGACAGCAGCAGGCAAGUGGGAAUUGCCACCCUCCUCCUCCUCCUUUUUCUUUCCAACCCCCGGCCACCGUCCAUCCUGCCUUAGUGGGUAGCGCCGGAAAUCCCUUCCCCUGCGGGGUGUGUCCUUGAUGCCUGCAGCGGGGGCCAUGUGGCCGGAGGUCUCCGGGAGUCCCCAGGAGCCGGGGGAAGUGUGCGCUGGGUCCAGAGGUUAAAGAAGAGGCCUCCCUCCGCCGGCCCGCUUGUUCCUGUGUAACGCUGUCUGUCGUGAUGCUGGGGGAGAGCGCGAGACAGAUAAAAGGUGGAACUGUUGAACUGGUGGGUAGUCCUGGGGGUGGGGCAGGCCAGCCGGCCGCUGAAACGUUGGGCACCAUCCUGGCUGCUAACUCAGAAUCUGGCCACUUGGGAAGAAAACGGAUCAUUUUUCCCUUCUCUGCAUUACUUUUUUGGUUUUUGUUCUUUUUGUUUUAUUUUUAAGCCCACGAUCUUUCCCCAUCCCGGUGUCCAAGUGACUGUGUAGGCGGCCCCAGCACGGGGCGGCCCUGGCUCCGGUGGGGACUCGGGGAGCCUGCCAAGGGGACGGCCCUGGGGCCCCCCACCCACUCCGCCUGGGCUGGGCCUCUGCUCUGGCGCCCGUCUCUGUGUCCCAGUCUUGUCUGUGAAGUGGGCAUGACGAUCGCUGCCACCUUCCAACCUACCUCACAGGGGUGUUGUGGGGACACCGUGAUCUCUGAGAUUGUUCAUGUUGUGAUGCGCCGGGAGCCGCCUACCUUCCCCUCCAAACCCCGAAUUGGCUUCUCUCUCUCUCUCUCUCUCUCUGUCUCUGCUCUGCGGCCCCUGCUUCUCUCCUCCUCGCUUUUGUGUCCCUCUUUCUCCUCUUCCAUCAAGGAGCCAGUCUGACUUCAGCCGAGUCCCUGGAGCACUUGACUAGACAGUUACAGACACGUCCUGCUGGCCACCCACCGGCUAGGGAGAGGGGCUUCCUGGCCCCCUCCUUGCCAGCUCCCCGUCUCCCGCCCCUGCCUCCCCUCCUCGUAGUGACCAAUUCCUAUCUCUUCCCUCUCCGCAGGCUCAAUGAAUCGAAUGAAUGUGAACUUCUUCAUCUGUGAAAAUUCUAUUAUUUUUUUUUCAUUUUGUUUUGUUUGGGGGCUUUGUUUUGUUUUGGUUUUUUUCUGUUUGUUUGGUGAGAAAGCGAUGGCUACCAUUGGGGGGGUGUGCAGGGGAGCCCUCUCUGUGAGUGGCUCGGAGGUCAGUGCCCGGCUCUUGCUCUUUCACGUAUUGUGUGUGUCUCACAUGCUCUUUUUUUUCCUUUCAAAAUUGGGAUCCUUCAUGUUGAGCCAGCCAUAGAAGAUAGCGAGAACUAAAUCUCUGCCAAAAAAUAAAAUUUUUUUAAGAUAAACACAAAAAGCAAAACAAAACCUAUAAAAUUAUAUAUAUAUAUAAAAAAAUCUCUAUACCACCUCCCCUCAGCCUUCCUGAAACUGCCUCUUUCAGGGGAAAGCGAUUCAUUUUCUCCCUACCACCCUUGGCCCUCUUCAUGUUUUUAAAAUAAACGUUUAAAAAGGAAAAAAAGUCACUCUUGCUAUCUCUUUUUUUUAGUUAGAGUUGGAACAUUCCUUGGACCAGGUGUUGAUAUUGUGGGACCCCCCCCCCAAUCAGUCCAGCCCCUCAGCCUCUCUGCUCCUCCUCUCGCUCCUCCUUCCGUCCUAGCUUGGCUUCCCUCUGGCCCCUCCCGUGCCCCCACUCCCAGGACUGGUCUGUCGUGUUUCAUCUGUUCAAGAGGACAUUGAAACUGAAAACAAAUUGAGAACAAAACAAAAAAAUUGUAUGGCAGUUUUUACUUUUUAUCGCUCGUUUUUAACUUCACAAAUAAAUGAUAACAAAACCUC
Rhinolophus ferrumequinum (greater horseshoe bat) is the source of this 4013-nucleotide messenger RNA. RefSeq names its product KH-type splicing regulatory protein (gene KHSRP). Gene Ontology annotation, molecular function: mRNA binding. Gene Ontology annotation, cellular component: cytoplasm; nucleus. Bases 1 to 2256 code for a protein of 751 amino acids. The record is from RefSeq and is a predicted model, not a curated record. NCBI's taxonomy places the organism in Eukaryota, Metazoa, Chordata, Mammalia, Chiroptera, Rhinolophidae. The transcript has 19 exons. Gene Ontology annotation, biological process: regulation of DNA-templated transcription.